AUGCUGCUCAACGCGUGUCUUGCGGCAUACUUGUUGGUAGCUUCUGCCCAGGCCGCGACCUCUCCAUGUCGUUGCUUCCCAGGUGAUGCGUGCUGGCCAGCGAUAGAUGUCUGGACUCGAUUCAACCAGUCUGUCGGCGGUCGGUUGGUGGAGAAUGUUCCCCUUGGUACUCCUUGCCAUGCCCCCAAUUACAACUCGGAGGAGUGUGCGAAGCUGCGAAAUGGCUGGCAGCUUCCUAAAGAGCACUACGAAUCUUCAUCCUCGGUCAUGGCUCCCUUCUUCGCGAACGGAACUUGCGACCCUUACAAUCCUGUGUCUCGGCCUUGUACCCUGGGUAACUACAAUGUCUAUACAGUCAAUGUUACGCGACCAGAUCACAUUUCGAAAACCGUCAGGUUUGCUACGAAACAUAAUAUCCGAUUAGUGGUAAGAAAUACGGGUCACGAUUACAAUGGCAAAUCGACAGGUGCUGGGGCCCUUGGGAUUUGGACUCAUCACAUAAAACACUUGAAAAUUCAUGAUUACAAAGACGAUCACUACAACGGGAAAGCAAUGACUAUGGGGGCCGGUAUUCAGGGCUUCGAAGCAUACGAGGCAGCUGAUCGUGCCAAUCUUCAGGUGGUUGGUGGAGAGUGCCCUACGGUCGGACUGGCUGGAGGAUAUAGUCAGGGGGGUGGCCAUUCCGCUCUCGCCUCGCGUUACGGCCUUGCAGCAGAUCAAGUCUUGGAAUGGAAAGUCAUCGACGGUCGGGGCAAAAUGCGGACUGCUAGACGUGACAAUGAGAAUUCAGAUCUUUUUUGGGCUUUAAGCGGAGGUGGUGGAGGCACUUACGCUGUAGUCUACGAGAUGACUUCUAAAGCACACCCGGGCACGCCAGUUUCUGGUCUUCACCUUUCUUUCAACAACACCAAUAUCUCCCAGGAUGCAUUUUACGAAGCGAUAUCUAUUUUUCACACCACCCUUCCGGCCCUUGUUGAUGCCGGUGCUAUGAGUAUUUGGUUUUAUACCAACACCACCUUUGCCAUUUCCCCCCUCACCGGACCUAAUAUCCCCAAAGCGGAGCUAAUCUCCUUAUUACAGCCUUUUCUCGAGGCCUUGAACAGGAUCGGUAUUCAUUAUACCAUGAGAGCUUCACAGUAUAGUAGCUAUUAUAACCAGUUCAAGGGCGAACAAGGGACGAUCGGCGUGGGCGAGGCUCAAUACGGCGGCUGGCUUAUCCCUAGAUACCUGGUCGAAGAUAGCAAUGAGGAAUUGACGAACGCCUAUCGUGAAAUUACCGAGAAUGGUGGAACGUUCAUUGGCGUCGGCUUGAACGUAUCCCAUGAAGUUGCUGGCGAUGUCUACAACUCGGUUCUCCCGGCUUGGAGAGAGACUAUUAUCGCGACAACCCUAACUACUCCGUGGAAAUGGGGCUCCGAAAAUUACGAGGAGAUGGUAGCUUUGCAAUUGAAAAUGACUGAGAUUUUCAUGCCUAAGCUCGAAGCCAUCGCUCCUCACUCGGGUGCAUACAUGAAUGAAGGCGACUUCCGUCAACCUCACUGGCAGAAAGCUUUCUACGGGCGUAACUAUCGCACUUUGCGCAAUAUCAAAGCGAAGUACGACCCAAAUAAUGUCUUUUUCGGCAAAUCUGCUGUUGGAUCCGACGAAUGGGCGGAGCGCCAGGAUGGCCGACUUUGUCGCGUUAGCCAAUGGCAAGAAGAUUGGCUGCAGUUUGGCUCUCAAUAA
This is a messenger RNA of Penicillium cosmopolitanum, 1725 nucleotides long. Its product is annotated as FAD-binding oxidoreductase. Bases 1 to 1725 code for a protein of 574 amino acids. Lineage: Eukaryota; Fungi; Ascomycota; Eurotiomycetes; Eurotiales; Aspergillaceae. The transcript is spliced from 2 exons. Gene Ontology annotation, molecular function: oxidoreductase activity; FAD binding. The record is from RefSeq and is a predicted model, not a curated record.